Molecule: messenger RNA, 1048 nt
Organism: Conger conger (European conger)
Lineage: Eukaryota; Metazoa; Chordata; Actinopteri; Anguilliformes; Congridae
Product: DNA-binding protein inhibitor ID-1-like
Exons: 2
Coding region: 145-543 (132 amino acids)
Biological process (GO): cell differentiation; circadian regulation of gene expression; negative regulation of transcription by RNA polymerase II
Cellular component (GO): cytoplasm; nucleus
Molecular function (GO): transcription regulator activity; protein dimerization activity
Source: RefSeq, a predicted model, not a curated record
GCUGGUUAUACUGUCAAAGUAUAUGAUCAAGUUCAAACUAAUAUAAGCUUUUAAUUGCUUCACUAUCGCCGUUUUGAUUUGAACAUAUUGUUCUCGCAAACAAAGUGAUAUAACCACGGCAAACGAGACGAACACGAAAGCAAGAUGAAAGUUGUCGGAUCUACCUGCGCAUUGAAGACCAAGGUUGGCAGCGAGGACGUGGUGCGGUGUCUCUCCGACCAGAGCCUUGCUAUUUCCAAGUGCAAAAUCCUGGAUGAGCAGAUGAACGUCUUCCUACAUGACAUGAACAGUUGCUACAGCAAGUUGAAGGAACUCGUGCCCACUCUGCCACCCAACAAGAAAGCCAGUAAGAUGGAGAUUCUGCAGCACGUGAUUGAUUACAUCUGGGACCUGCAGGUAGAACUGGACUCUCCGGGAAUGAACCGGCAACAGGCCACCGGUGGCUCACCUCUCACCCGCACCCCUCUGACCACCCUCAACGCAGAGCUGGCGAGCAUAUCUGUCGAGAACGGAUGCUCUGAUGACAGAAUCCUGUGUCGCUGAUUCGGAAACCGAGGCGCCGUCAUCCAAAAGAACAUUCGAAGAGCAAGCAAGGUUGCCACGAUAACCUUGGAUCAAGCAGGGAAGAAGCGAAAUCUCCCAUGAUAGCAGAGAUUUGCGAGUACACCAUAAACGCGACUGGUGGAACUGUGCCGUAGCGCGAAUUGCCCCGCGACCCAGAAGAGCUCCCCACUCGUGACUCGUGGGAUUUGGGUCGUGCUGAGGGCAGUGAUCAGUGUAGCACCUCAACGACCACACUUGACUGUCAUAUUGGGGUUCAUCAGAAAGUCUGUUUCAUUCUUUCAUCUCCUAUUCUCUUUUUGUACUUUGUCAGAAUUACACGUAGAGAUUUUUUAUAUUUUGUAAAAAAUGUCAACUUCUCAGAUUGCUGAGUUAUAUUUGUAUUGUAUAUUACAAUGCUAUAAGAUGUGAAACUCUAUAUUGUUUUAUUACAAUGUACCUUAAUGGUGUUUUUUUUAUUAAAACAAGAAAAGUAUUUUGAAAACAA